AUGGCCUUUUUGUUUAAGAAGAAGGCUCACGCCCAGCAGAGCCAGCAGUCGGCUGCACUUCCCCCGGCGACUAGAAAUGUCCACACUUCCGAGGGUGCCCCAUCCACUGGAUCGCCCAAUAUGGCCAACGGGGUCAAAGGGGAUGGCAUGCAUUCCCAGACGCCAACUCCAAGCGGUAGCUUCAGCAAUUCCCUACAUUCCGCCACAAGCCCGACGAGUCCAGACGCAGUACGAUCGCGGCAGAGAGCAGAUUCGGAAUCACAGGUGGGUAUCUGUUUUGUGAUCCAUUGGUCGCUCUUUGACGAGGACAGAGCUCUAAUGUCUACAACAGAUGCAAAGAUCCCAGCAACCACCCAACGGGAUCCCCCUCCAAGCCCCAGUUCAUCCCUUUACCCAUGGUCGCAACGCCGUUUAAACUUCUCCUCUCCCCAAAUGAACCCGUUUCCUCGCUAUGGAGCAGCAAUCAAUUCGGUGGCAUCUAAGGAAGGAGACAUAUAUAUGAUGGGAGGCCUGAUCGAUGGAUCAACCGUCAAGGGUGACCUAUGGAUGAUUGAAAGCAGUGGUGGUGGUUUGAACUGUCUGCAAGUUGCAACAGUGUCCGAAGGCCCUGGCCCGCGAGUCGGUCAUGCCAGUUUGCUCGUUGGGAACGCAUUCAUCGUGUUUGGUGGUGACACCAAAAUCGAGGAGAAUGAUUCUUUGGAUGACACUCUGUACCUUUUGAACACAUCUUCUCGCCAAUGGUCCCGCGCUAUCCCCCCAGGCUCUCGACCUUCCGGGCGUUACGGUCACACGCUGAACAUCCUAGGCUCCAAACUCUACGUCUUCGGAGGGCAAGUGGAGGGCUUCUUCUUCAACGACUUGAUUGCAUUCGAUUUGAAUCAACUUCAAAGCCCAACAAAUAAAUGGGAGGUUCUGAUCCCGAACAGUCACGAAGGUGGGCCUCCACCAGGCCAAAUUCCCCCAGCAAGAACAAACCACACCAUUGUCAGCUUCAACGAGAAGCUGUACCUAUUCGGAGGUACGAACGGCGUACAGUGGUUCAAUGAUGUCUGGUCUUAUGAUUACAUUUCCAAUACCUGGACCGAAAUUGAUUGCGUUGGCUUCAUACCGGCUCCUAGGGAGGGUCAUGCCUCUGCUUUGGUUAAUGAUGUGAUGUAUGUGUUUGGAGGCCGCACAGAUGAAGGCGUGGACUUGGGAGACCUGUCAGCUUUCCGCAUCUCAACUCGACGAUGGUACUCAUUCCAAAACAUGGGUCCUGCGCCGUCCCCUCGAUCUGGGCACAGCAUGACCGCUUUUGGCAAGCAGAUCAUUGUUAUGGCGGGCGAACCGAGCUCGGCUCCUCGGGACCCCGCGGAGCUUAGCAUGUCCUACAUCCUUGAUACUAGCAAGAUUCGGUACCCCAAUGAUUCACAAGCCGGAGGACGCGCCCCCGAAGCGGCGGCCAGAAAAACAAGUGUUGAUAAAGCAGGUAUCUCGUCUGGGCGCACAUCUCGGGAGGCACAAAACGCUGGCCCAGAACAGCAAAUGCGACGCGGACCGACGCCAUCGCGUGAGAGCAUGAUACAGGGCACGGCUGCUAAUAGGCCAGGGGAGUUCGGCUCGAACCCAAAUUUGGGACCUGGAUCUAGACUACCACGGGCAUCAAUUGCUCAAGCCCCUGCCGGUCCACCCCCUCCUGGUCAAGCGCCAUCUCCUGGUCCUCGUGGCAAUGGCCCUGCACCUGCGAGCGGCGACGGCGGCGAAGAAUCACCAAUCAUGAAAGAAGGCCCACAAGAUCCCCAGGGACCUCCAUCGGCUGGUCGUCGAACCCCUACGCAGCAUCAAAAGCCAUCAGCCAAGGCCAUGGAAGCAGGCGAGGCAGCUCCAUUGAUUAGUGCCCCAGGCCGACAACGGUCUCUCCGGUCUCAACGACAGCGUGGGUCUAUUGACAGCGCUGACGAAUCAAUCCUUGGCCGGCAGUCUAGCGUUGAGGGCUCAGUGGAAUCCCGAAACUUCCGCAACUCCAAGACUCUUGGUGAUGAGCCACGGUCUCCUCGACUUACACCCCACCAAGAGGCGUUGAUAAAGGAGCUGGAGGUUACCAAGGCCCGUAAUGCCUGGUAUGCCUCUGAACUUGCACUCGCAAGAAAGUGUGGCUAUGUCCCCAAUGCAACCAGUAACCCCGCGCUAGACGAUCGGGCCAACGAGGCCCUGAACCUCAGCAAGAUGCAAGCUACCGUGGAUCGACAGGCGGCCAUCGCAUCGAAACGAGUUGCUGAAGUGGAGCAUCAACGCGAUAUGGCUAUCAAUGAAGCUGCAUACUCUCGGGCCAAGCUCGCCGCUCAUGGUGGUAGUCAGCGGGGAACCCCUCAGCCUGAUGCUUCUCGAGAUGGAGAUGACGAGCGACCUACCGACAUGGGACGUCGCCUUGCCCUCGCUUUGGCAUCCCAGUCUGAGUUGAAGGCUAAAUUAGAUUUGCAGACUACCGAACUUUCGCAAGAACGCCAAGCCAAGGAACUUGCUGAAGAGACAAAUGAGGCAACCCGCAAACAUCUGGCCGAGCUUGAGAUGCAAAGUAAUACCCUGGAAGCCGAAAACUUGCGCGCUGAGCUUCACCAAGCAGAGGCUCUCUCCAGAGAAGAGGCCUUCCUGCGUGCAGAGGCCGAAGCCUCGCUCCAACAACUCACCUUGGACAAAGAAGAGUUGAUGGCACAGAUUGAGGAUUCCUCAAUCCGCCUGAAAGACUUUGGCUCCAGCUUUGAUGACCUCCGAGAAGCUGUGUCUGUUUCCGCCGCGAAGACAGCCCUCGUUGAGAAGCAAUUCCAAGAGGAGCGAGAGCGUCGUGAGGGUCUGGAGAGAAAGCUUCUGCAGCUCCGCUCAGAACACGAAGAACGCACCACUGAAGUGGAAAACCUUACUCGUCGCCUCAAAGAUGCGGAGGAGUUGGCAGAAAUGCACGCCAAAGAAGCCGAAACUCACAAGAUUGCCUUCGUUUCUGGCCUGGAACGCGCUGCUUCUACAGGCUUGGAUGAUUCGUUCCGAUCUCGUGCUGACCAGCGAGUCGCUGCUUUAGAAGCCCAGAUUGAGCGGUCCACCACUCUAGCUAAGGCCAACCAGGCAGCCGCCAACGCAGCUUCAGACAAACUCCGGCGCGCAGAGGAACGGAUUGCUGGUCUUGAAGCAUACCAGGAGCAGGCCAGCCGCGAAGGCUUGCAAUUGCGCCGACAACUUCAGACUGCUAUGAAAGAAAGCCAAUUGGCCGCCACUGAGAACCGGGACUUGAAGACACAACUUGAGGCUCACCAGCGAGAGGCUGGAGCUUUGGCGGUUCAACAUGCCGCUUUGAAGGAUCUGCUUAGUGAGCGUGGAGUGAGCAGCGACACCAGACGGUCCCCACGGCUUGACUCCCCCGGAUCACGAUUCGGUACUCCAGAGCAAGGCCGACUACGCGAGCUCGAGCAACAACUCUCGGCUAGCAUUAAGGCUCAUGACGACCUAAAGAAUAGCUUUGAAACCCGUGAGCAGGAAGCCGACCGAACCUUCCGAGAGAAACUCGAGCAACUUGAGAAUGAUUACCAGUCCGCGGUUCAUUACGUGAAAGGCACCGAGAAGAUGCUGAAGCGUAUGAAAGAUGAGCUGAGUCGGUAUAAGACCCAAAAUGCCAAGAUCCAGUCUGAAUUAGAUGUGGCUCAGAAGAGCCUUGAGAAUUCAGACAGCCAGACAUCUUCCGCCGAGUGGGACGCUGAACGGUCCCGCCUGGAGCUGUCGAUUUCCGAUCUCCAAGAUCGAACUUCAUCUUCUAUCGCCAGCCUUGAAGGCCAGAUCACACAGCUCAAACAAGAUCUGGAUCAGGCCAAGGCCGAGAAAGAGUUAUCGCGAAGUGAACAGGAGCGUCUCAAGCAAGAUUUACUCACCGCGGCCGAGCAAAGUCGCACCGAGCUGGACCAGCUCAAGCAAGAAAAUACCCACCUUGAAACUCGUGCAUCGGAUGCUGAACGCAAGGUCAACAUGCUUCUGGAGCAGGUUCAGACGUCAGUCGGUCAUUACCGCCGUCAAUCUCAGCAUGGGCAAGGUACCAAUGGAAUCUCGCGCACACACAGCAAUGCUUCUAGCAACACAGUCAGCGGUGGCCUUGGGCGGGCACGAGCUGACAGCAAUGUCUCGCAGGACUCUACAUUCCUUGACAAUCGUGGUUCGAUGGCUCUGGACUCCCUUGCCAACGAGUUGGACGCUUUGCGUAGUCACUGGGAAAGCACCAACCGCAAUUACCGUCUGAGCAACCAGCUGGAUCUGGAUCGGACUCCCACCAAGGAUAAUAGUGAGGGACCUGCACUGAUGAGUGAUAGCUUGGCAGAAUGGAGGAGGAGACUGGACGAUGAUGACCGGGUUGGAUUUGAUGUGCAAACCAAGCCAUUGAAAACUGGAGUUUCACACUCCGAACACCCCAACGUGAUCUAA
Molecule: messenger RNA, 4437 nt
Organism: Penicillium coprophilum
Lineage: Eukaryota; Fungi; Ascomycota; Eurotiomycetes; Eurotiales; Aspergillaceae
Product: putative cell polarity protein (Tea1)
Exons: 4
Coding region: 1-4437 (1478 amino acids)
Biological process (GO): regulation of cell shape
Molecular function (GO): protein binding
Source: RefSeq, a predicted model, not a curated record